Molecule: messenger RNA, 3635 nt
Organism: Xenia sp. Carnegie-2017
Lineage: Eukaryota; Metazoa; Cnidaria; Anthozoa; Malacalcyonacea; Xeniidae
Exons: 4
Coding region: 402-3635 (1077 amino acids)
Molecular function (GO): protein binding
Source: RefSeq, a predicted model, not a curated record
UGCAUGAAGUUCUUAUUUAUGUAUUUUUAUUUCUAUAACAAUUGUUUUUAGUCAGUGAUGUAUACUUAGUUAAAUAACUAAAAUGUUCUACAUAUAUGCUAUUAAUGUUUAUAAUACUGCUUGUGGAAGGAGAUCCUGACUCACUCUUCAUCUUCCUUCGUUAUUUAAAUGUGUUUAUGUAACAAAACUCACAAGGACAAAAGAUUGAUGUAACAAUAAGGACAUCCUGACUCACUCUUCAUCUUCCUUUGCUAUUCAAAAGUGUUUAUGUGACAAAACUCACAAGGAUGAAAGCUUGAUGUUACAAUAAGGUACGUAACAUGUAAAGAACUAAAGCAGGCAUAAUUUUGUCCACACGAUCGUCAUAUAUGAAGUCUUAUUUCUAAAACAAAGCUUGAAAAAUGGCUUCACCACCUCAAAAACUAAAGUUAGAGGAAAACAGAUCUCGUUUAAGUAAACUUUUGGUCAAUAAAGGAACACAAGCCUUAAAAACAACAUUGCAAAGCAUUAUAAACCUUCAGUCAUCAAACUUAAAAGAUAAACUUAAUGAUCCUUCUACAAAGAAUAAAUUGACAUCACUAAAAUUCAAAGUCAUCAGCAAACAGCAGUGGAGCCUUCUUUACCCGUCAACUGGCUCACCAGACAUUGAAAACUUUGAUAUUUCUUUAUUGACUGUCUUAUUGCGUAACAUAUGUGGUCUAACAGCGCCACCUUGUGGAUGGAAUAAUCUUCCUUCCACUAAACAUUCUUCAACCUCAGCAAACAUUGCAAGAAUAAAGUUUUAUCGGAACAAAGUGUAUGGUCACAUAACCACAACUAGUGUAGAUGACAGUACGUUUGAGUACUUGUGGCAGGAAAUUUCAAAAGCAUUAGUUGGUCUUGGUGUUCAACAAACUGAACUAGAUGAAUUAAAGAAAGCUCCCCUCAGUCGUGAUGAGGCAAAUUAUAUUGAAAUUUUAAAAGAAUGGUAUGAAGAAGAACGACAGUUAAUCGAUGUUGCUGAGAAAACCAACAAAAAUGUACAAGAAUUAAAAAAUGAUUUUGAAGCUAUGAAAAAUAAAGUAGAAGAUGAUUUAGUAGAAAUUAAACAAGAAAUGGCUACAAAAGCUGAUGUUGUUGGAGUAAGAGAAAUAAUACAGGGCGAAAUAUGUUCUGAUCAUAAGAAGCUUGGAAUGUGUAAGUUUGAUGGUCUUAUAAAGGAUCUUAACAAGAAAUACCUUGAAGGCACUAGACAAUGGUUAUUUAAAAAACUCGACACUUGGUUUAACGAUAGAAGUGAAGAUGCUUCUAAUGUCAUGAUUUUGAUUGCCGGUCCUGGCGUUGGUAAAAGUGUGUUUGCUGCUGAGGUGUGUCGACGAUAUUCUGAAAAGAAAAAACUUGCUGCUUGUCAUUUCUGCAGAUAUAAUCGAUCAGAUUAUAGAGACCCUCGAAAAUUGAUAGAAUCAUUGGCGAGUAACAUGUGUGAUACAAUGUCAAAUUUUAAAAGUGAACUGAAUGAAGAAUUACUGAGAAAUAAUUCCAAAGAAUCGAUCACCGAUAAAUUCCUUGUUUUAAUAAAUAAUCCAUUGCAUUCAUUAAAAAAUCAUAAACCAAUGCUUUUGGUUAUUGAUGCCUUAGAUGAAAGCCAAGUUGAUGGCAAAAGUGAAUUGUUGGAAUUGAUUGCAGAAGAGUUUGACCGACUACCUAAAUGGAUUAAAAUUUUCAUCACCAGUCGUCCAGAACUUCCAGUUCAAAAGGAAUUGAAAGAAAUGAGUCCUGUGGAAAUUACAACUCAUCCUCGUGAUGAAAAAAACGAAAGAGACCUGCACAAGUAUUUGAGACAUCAGUUGAAUAAUCGUGUGCAGAGAGAUAGCCACGUUCAGUCAUUAGUUAAAAAAUGUGAGGGAUCAUUUCUUUAUGCGUAUUACGCACAACUGAGCUUAAAGAAAGAAGAAAUUAAGCUUACAUGCAAAAACAUUAGACAAUUGGUCCCUAGUGGGUUAAGCGGUGUUUACACAAAGCAGUUCAAAAGAGUAAAAGAAUUGUUAACGAAGAAAAGUACCAGAAAAUCUGUUAUCUCAGAAACUACUUUCAUGCAAUUUCUUGAAUUGUUGGCUGCCUCUCGGGAGUUCUUACCAUUAACUUUACUGUUUAGCUAUUUAGGUUUUUCUGAUGACAUCACGUUUGAAGUCCGCAGUAAAAUCAUUGAACCGUUAUCUCAAAUUUUGCCAAUUUACGAUGAUUAUUUGACCGUGUAUCACAAAUCUCUAAUUGAUUGGUUAACAUCAGAUGGUUACGAACAGCAUGAGUUUACAGUUAAUCAAAAAAAUGGUCAGAAGUUCUUAUGGCAUGCUUGUGAGAAAGUGUUUGAGCAAAUUAAGUCGAUGAACAUUUUUAAAGAUCAGAUGAACACUGCUAUGAUUAAAUAUGCUUUGAAGAAUGGAAUCUAUCAUAUGAUAGAAUGUGGCGAAAAUGUUGAUUUUAGUUGGGCAGUAGAUGUCAAAGUGGUUUGUGCAAGGUUAAUGUGUGUGGAAGACAUUAAAAUUUAUAACAUUAGGUCUGAAUUGCAUGAAAUCAUUCAUGAACGACGUACUUUCUUGAAAAAAGAUUUGCUUGAAGAAGCACUAAUUGAUUUGCAUACGAAACGAAAAUAUGAGUUUGAUGAAAGCUUAAUUUAUUUACCAGCUAUUGCCAACACAAUUCAUGGCAGUAACGAAAAAAGAUUAUUGGCAAGGGAUUUAUUGAAACAAGGAAAGCUUGUUUGGUUUGAGGAUUUAGACUCAACAUAUUUAACAAACCAUCAUCAUUUGACUGUCUCCUUGCGUGCUAACGUUACAUCUCUUUGUGUGUCGUCCAAUGAAGAACUUCUUGCUGUAGGAUAUGAAAAUGGUCAAAUAUCUAAUUUUGAGCUUCCAGAAUUCGAACAACGAUGCACUCUUGGCACUGCAUUCGAUGAAUCAAGGUUGGAUCAAUGGGAUGUUGUAAACAGAUUUAUGUCCCUGUAUGACAUCUAUGACUAUCCAAUAUCAAAGAACUUUGGUUUUGUACGUGGAAACAUCUGUUGUUGCUCCUUUUCACCUACCGGAAAUAGACUGGUAACUAGUGAUGGAUCUACUAAAGUAAAGUUGUGGGACGUUAACAAUGGACGUUUGUUAUUAUGUUUACAGUCAGAUGAUGUCGUUAAUCGUUGCUCUUUCUUAGAUUCUGGUUUGUUUAUUACAGCAGAAUUUGUAUAUCAUUACAAUGAACUUCCUAAAGAUGUGUUCACUGCAUGGAAUUCAUUAACUUUGCAAAGAAUCGAUCGACGCUGCGUUGUUGAUUACCAAAAACUAAAAUACACCGAUAAAUAUUCAGAGUUUUUUGUUGCAGAAUUCGUCGAGACUUCGUAUGUUUUUCAAUUCCCAAAGGCAAUCGAUAUUUUUUCAACUAAAAAGAAAUAUUCACUACUUUUACAUUCAAUGAUAACACACCAUUAUCGUGAUUGUAUUUUUCAUCAUACAAGCCACAGGGAUCGCGUUAACGCAGAAAUCGUGCAUUUUUACGCAGAAAAAAUCCAAAAAAUGCAUUUUCAAAAUUUUAAUGCUUCCUGGGACGCAGGACGCCUAUUUGUACUUGAUCAUUUUAUUUUAAAUAAAACAAAACGAAGUGAAGUGUAA